CGGGAGCCUCAGUAUCGCCGCCCAGAAGGAAGGAAGGUGGUUGUGGUAGGUGCUGCUAUGGUGCUGAAUUUCUCGACAGAGCCGACCCAGAAGCGGCGGUCGCGGCCAUGAAGGCGGGUGCCACGUCUAUGUGGGCUUCGUGCUGUGGGCUGCUGAAUGAAGUCAUGGGGACUGGAGCUGUCAGGGGCCAACAGUCAGGAUUUGCAGGAGGCACUGGUCCAUUCAGAUUUACACCGAGCUCUGAUUUUACCACUUACCCACCAGCACCUACAGAAGGGCCUAAUAUAGUUUGCAAAGCCUGUGGACUUUCAUUUUCAGUCUUUAGAAAGAAGCAUGUAUGUUGUGACUGCAAGAAAGACUUUUGCUCCGUUUGUUCGAUCUUACAAGAAAAUCUCCGUAGAUGUUCCACUUGUCACUUAUUACAAGAGACAGCCUUUCAGCGCCCUCAGUUAAUGAGACUGAAAGUGAAGGAUCUACGGCAGUAUCUCAUUCUUAGAAACAUACCGAUCGAUACCUGUCGAGAGAAAGAAGACUUGGUAGAUCUGGUACUGUGUCACCGUGGGCUGGGCUCUGAGGACAACCUGGACACGAGCAGUCUGAAUUCCUCAAGGUCCCAGACUUCUAGCUUUUUUACACAUUCAUUUUUUUCAAACUAUACAGCCCCACCUGCUACCAUGUCUUCCUUUCAGGGAGAGCUUAUGGGUGGAGACCGGACCUUAGGAUCUGGAGUACUGGCACAGGUGCGAAGUGAAAUAGCCUCAGCAAACACAGAAGAUGAUGAAGAAGAUGACGAUGAUGACGACGAUGACGACGAUGACGAGGAUGAAGAAAACUUGGAGGAGCGGACAUCUGGCCUCGCUAAGAAGAGAGUGAGAGCUUCUCUGUCUGACCUGUCAAGCCUUGAAGACGUGGAAGGGAUGAGCGUGCGCCAGCUCAAGGAAAUCCUGGCUCGGAAUUUUGUCAACUAUUCUGGCUGUUGUGAAAAAUGGGAGCUAGUAGAGAAAGUAAACCGGUUAUACAAAGAGAAUGAAGAAAAUCAAAAGUCAUAUGGCGAGCGGCUGCAGCUGCAGGACGAGGAGGACGACAGCCUGUGCCGGAUCUGCAUGGACGCCAUCAUCGACUGUGUCCUGCUCGAGUGCGGGCACAUGGUCACCUGCACUAAGUGCGGCAAGCGCAUGAGCGAGUGUCCCAUCUGCCGGCAGUAUGUGGUGCGCGCCGUGCACGUGUUCAAGUCCUGAAGCCGAGGACCCCCCAGGCUCGAUCCCAGACGUUUCAGUGCACAGAAGGGACUGGAAACUUCCUGUUCAAAAUCUGAAGCUAUUUUUAAAAAUUAUUUUCACGACUAACCGGGGACAGGAGAGAUUCAUCCUAAGUUGCAGCAACGCUGGUCCAUGCUGUGUGCCUGUCAGCUGGAGGACUGGCUCAGCUUCCCAGUUUCUGCUGGGCUUCUUCACACAUCUCUGAUUACUAAUCGCCGAAGUCAGACUGCUUAUGGCAUCAGCUACUGUUCUCUUUGGAGGACAUUUAUCUUGUUCUCUUAUUUCUCCUUCAUCCUAUUUUUAACUUAAACUACUCAGAUGUUUGAAACUUCUGCUCUCUUUGGAUGAGGUCACUGUCUGCAAAUGGCCGACAUGGUAUACGCUGAACAGGGGCACCUCUGAAUGUUCAUUUUAUUAGUCAUGUAUAUUUUAAAUGCUACUAUUUGAUGAAUGUAAUUUUCCACAUUGUUGCUAUUUCUGCAUUUAAACGUAAUUGGGAACAACUGACAUUCUAUAGUCAACUGCCAGGACCUGAGACUAAACAUGUCCAUUUUUGUUCAGGUACAGCUUUUUAUAGCGAGGGCUGCAUCUAGCUUCCUUCAUUAGAGAAGUGUGUGCGUUAAAUUCUUUAUUAACGUGUAAUCAGUUUACACUGUUUUAUAUAUUGAAAGUGUAUUUUCAGUGCUACCCACGAGCUAGUCUGAACUUUAGGAAUAAAAUUAGGUUUUAAAAAAUGCUUUUGUUUACAUUUGUCCUGGCCAGUUCCUAAUUCACUUCGGUGCAGCAUGAAUGGGUGUCCAGGCCUGGUCUAGUACAUUCUUCAUGAGAGAAAGGAGCACCUUCAAAGAUGUUGUACCUGUCUACCUUGGCUGCUAAUUUACCAGUAAAUUUAACUACAUAUUUGCCACAUACUGUGACCAGGUAUUGUGCCAGGUGCUUUAUGGUUACCUCCAGCAUUCUGAAAUAGAUAUUGCCUCACAUCACAGAUGGGGAACUUGAUCUCUGAGAAGUUAAAGAACUUGUCGAAAAUCUCACAGUUAAAAAGUCACCAUAGGGAAUUCCCUGGCGGUCCAGUGGUUAGGACUCUGCGCUCUCACUGCUGAGGGCACUGGUUCAAUCCCUGGUCAGGGAACUAAGAUCCCAUAAGCCAUGUGGGGCAGCCAAAAAAAAAAAGUCACCACAUCAGAAUUUGAACCUAGCUCUGAUGACAGUGUUUUUUUCUUACCUCUUCUAAUACCACAACUGAGAAACCUGAGACAUUAGCUUAUGCUAAAAGGUUCUUGGGACAUUAAUGAUCUGAAAUCUCUUUUCUUUUAGGUCCAGCUCUAAUCAGGGUGGUUUUUUGGUUUAGUUGAGACCAAAUGUGGAUUCAUUCCCAUGGCUUGUGGGCAGGUAUGUUUUUAGGAAACUAUGUAACUUCUUGGCUGAGUCCUGUGGGUUUUUUAUCUUUUGACUCUGCAGUGUUUAACACAUGCCUUCAGGUGCUCAGGAUCCAGAAGUCAAUCAACAAGACCUGAAACUUACAGCAAAGGAGGUAAACAGUCUUGCCCCUCUGUGCUUAAGGCAGUAAGUUUGGCUAGCUGUGAAAAAAAAGUUGCCUUUCUACGUUUUCUGGUUUUGAGUGUCAGAGCAUGUAAAUCAAAGCCUUGUGGAUAUUCUGAAUACCCUUCUCCUGUGCUUGCCUGAAGAGCCCAGGGUGGGUAUUAGCUACAAUUCAGAUGGACAGUAAAAGCUCAGCCCCUGCUAAAGCCUUAGGAGCACUUAGUCUGUACUUCUCCUGAGACGGUGAACUCCAGAAGUUCAACUUUCCCCACAAAUCCCUAAUUUGGUGGAGAGAAGUCUUCAAAUCCAGGCCAGUGGGUGAUGGUAAACACACUGAAAUAGAAGCUGAGCAGCAGGUGUUGGGGUAUCUUAAAUUAGAAAAUUGAGAUUUAUUUGCUCAUAGUCUCAGAACAGCUUGUUUACUGUUUCUUUUUGGACUUAUAGUUUCAGGUGCUUGUUUCAGCAAUGAACAAAAACUCUCAACGGUGGAUCUUCUUAAGUAGCAUUUUGAAAUAACCUUGGCUCAGUGAGAAGCCAACAAAUUUUUAGCCUAAUAGGCUCGACACUUGGAAUAACUGAAUUGCAAGGGACUAACUUAUCUGGCAGAGGGCAAACAUUCCUCCCUGGAAUCUGCAUUUUCUAGCUGCAUGCCAUGCAUCUUUAAUUUUUUGAAUAGGUCAUCUAUCAUAUGGAUAAAAUUCUGGAAGUUCACAAUGGAAUGCAAUGACGUCUCUUUGUCCUUGUCCUCACAGAAUGGAAGGAUGUCAUUCCAUGUUUUGGAUGGGCCGUGGUGCCUGCCUUUGUAAAGGCCAGGAUGCCUAGAGGAAGGAGGGUUAUGGCCUCUCCUCUUUCCUGGGUUAAGAAGUUAUGAUCCUCUUACAAGAAGUGGUCCCUCUGGUUUAUGGUCCUUCCAUUACUUCAUCAGAUACAGUGUAUGGGCUCAGAGCAGCUGUUUGCAGGCACCUAGCUUGGCCUGGCCUCAUCUAAAGCUCAUUUUUGAAGGAAUGAGUCUGUUCGAGACUGUACUGGGGUAUAAUCUUAACUGGAUUGUUCAGUACACUUGGGGGAAGGUCAUCUGUGACCAGUGCACUGCCUUGGCCGUCUCAAGCCUAGAGAGAUGCUGUCCUUACUCUGUGGUGUGUCCUUAUGGAAACUCCAGCUGCUCAGCCCUGGCAGCCCUUCCUUCACCUCCUCUCUUGGCUGACCUGUGUGCUCCUGGAAACAUUACAGGGCACGGAGGGCCCUCUAAUGCUGAGAUUCCACUUGAAAACCACCGUCCUCCUUCAACGGUUCCCAAGGGAGAAGAUGCCUUUAUUGGACAUGAGGGUGACUCUUACUCGGAGGCUCACAGCACUCAGGCCGCCAAGAAGACUGCAACUUGACCUCUUGUGUGGGUGCUCCACGAUGAACGAUCAGGCUUGCAAAGUUAUCGCCUAACCAGGUGCCUCCACCACCCCAGCCCCAGGUUACCAGUGCAGGAUGUGGCCUCCUUGAGUUGCGUCCAGUGGAAGCUGAGGAAAUGAACCCCUGUCCCCCUUUGGCAGUGGAAAUGCCAAGUGGCUGUGGAAGUUAUUUUAUACGGGUGUGGUCAGCAGCACCCAAACAGGAAUGUCUUCUUGGUAAAGGCUGCCUUAGAAAUGGUCCAGAAAGCAGUGCAGUUUUGAUUCAGAAAGACCAAAGGAAAGCGCCUGACUCACUCAACCCCAAAACGGUGGCGGACUGGCUUCUCCCUCAGCGAGACUUGCAAAAUGGAAUCGUUCUGUGGUCUGUUGUUCCAAGUUCCAAAUUGAAAAUAAAAGCCCUAGUUUUUGUAAAGUCUUUUUCCCUCCCCUGCCGCGCGUCCCCUCCCCUCACCCACCCCAUAUGUACAUACUUGUCCAUGGACUAACUCAGUUUUUGCAGGAGUUUUUCUUCCACUUGCCCGAACUGGACACUAACAGACAUUUCGGCUAUGAACUGCUCACAGCCUUCCUUGGUAACUUGCUUGCAGUACCUCAGGUCAAUAUGACAGAUAUUCCCACACCGUUUGAAGAAGGACAGGCACUGGUCAGUGACCUUAUUGCAGUCUGCAGGGAAGAGGACACACGGUGAGGUGGAGGAAGCGUGCAGCCGAGGGCCCUCCCCAACCCCCAGGCACUCAGCAACAGAGCAGCAACUGCCCUUGCUGGAAAGCUCUCUUCAAAUGCAGAAUGGUUUCAUCUACCACUUACAGAAGUUUCAUAUAUGCUUGAAAAGCAUCCACACAUUCCAAGUGAAACUGCUUAGACUCUUACCCCAUGGCUGCCCCUUAUAUGUAUAUAUUCUCACAUCAGUACGUCCUGUCUAUGUUGUUUUAUAAAGAUAGGAUCACACAAUA
Molecule: messenger RNA, 5157 nt
Organism: Delphinapterus leucas (beluga whale)
Lineage: Eukaryota; Metazoa; Chordata; Mammalia; Artiodactyla; Monodontidae
Source: RefSeq, a predicted model, not a curated record